CGGCGGCUGCGGGGACUGUCUGCCCACGGGCGCCUUCAGUACCUCUGCCUGGUUUUGUUCAUGUUCCCAGGAGGGUGUGAAAAGGGGCCAUGGAUCCGGCAGCGCUGGUGGAAGCCGUCGUGGAAGAACUGGCCUGUCCCAUCUGCAUGUCCUACCUCAGGGAGCCCCUGGCUGAUGUGCGCCUUGAUCCAGACACUGCUUAUUCCCGCCUCAUCGUGUCUGAAGACAGAAAGUGUGUGCGCUAUGGAGACACCAACCAGAAACUGCCCGACAAUCCUGAGAGAUUCUACCGCUAUAACAUCGUCCUGGGCAGCCAGUGCAUCUCCUCAGGCCGGCACUACUGGGAGGUGGAGGUGGGAGACAGGUCUGAAUGGGGCCUGGGAGUGUGUAAGGAAGAUGUCGACCGGAAGGAGGUGGUCUAUUUAUCCCCCAACUAUGGCUUCUGGGUGAUAAGGCUGAGGAAGGGCAAUGAGUACCGGGCAGGCAGGGAUGAAUACCCCCUCCUGCCCUUGCCAGUCCCUCCCCGGCGGGUGGGUGCCUUCCUGGAUUAUGAGGCCCAGGACAUCUUCUACAACGCGACCGACAAUGGCUCCCAUAUUUUCACUUUCCCCCACCACCCCUUUUCUGGGCGCCUCCUGCCCUACUUUAGUCCUUGCUACAGUAUUAGUGCCAACAACACCGCCCCUCUGGCCAUCUGCUCCCUGGACGGAGAGGACUGAGACCCACCAUCCAGCCAGAGGCCUCGGAAUUUCACCUGGGCCCCAGGGGUCUUAUAGGGCCCCGCCCCUGACAAGGGUUCCCUGAAACUGAGUUGCGCCUAGAAUUUGGGAUUCCUCUGCCUGGCCCUGCGGUCUGCUGCUCCUCAGCCCGCAUCUCUCUCUAAACCACUCAUGUGAAGGAGUUGAGGCUUAGGCUUAGUCACAUGAGCAUUGUCCCUGUGAGGGAGGCGUGACAGGGCUGACGGUGACUCUCACAAGGAGGACUUGUCCUUUCUGUAGCUCAGGCCCCUCUUUUUCAGCCCCUGUCGGCGCCAUAACUAAGUUACAAAGUAGAUCCAAACUUCUGGAAACCUGUUGGCAAAGAAUCCUGCUCACAUCCAGAGUUGGCUGUUCUGCUGAGGCCAGGCGGGGGAGGCCUCACCUAGGUUUGCUGCCGAUGAGCAAAUGUUUGAGCCCUGCUCUCUGACCUGCAAACUAGAGGCAUUCAUUGCAGAUUAUCCAGACCACUCCCGUGGCCAUCCCUUAGCACGA
Molecule: messenger RNA, 1250 nt
Organism: Myotis davidii
Lineage: Eukaryota; Metazoa; Chordata; Mammalia; Chiroptera; Vespertilionidae
Product: E3 ubiquitin-protein ligase TRIM68-like
Exons: 2
Coding region: 90-719 (209 amino acids)
Molecular function (GO): protein binding
Source: RefSeq, a predicted model, not a curated record